Trichoplax adhaerens is the source of this 681-nucleotide messenger RNA. RefSeq lists its product as uncharacterized. The transcript is spliced from 6 exons. Gene Ontology annotation, molecular function: calcium ion binding. The record is from RefSeq and is a predicted model, not a curated record. NCBI's taxonomy places the organism in Eukaryota, Metazoa, Placozoa, Uniplacotomia, Trichoplacea, Trichoplacidae. Bases 1 to 681 code for a protein of 226 amino acids.
AUGACGGAGGCACCAAGGAGUCUCGAUACUGCUCAGUACAUGGAAAAUUUAAAAGAAAAAGAAGAAUUAAAGAAGAAACUAGCUGAGAAGGAAAAGGAACUGGUCGAAGCAUUAGUUAGAAGUUACGAUUUACAAAAGAAAUUGGAUAAAUUACAGGCGGAUAAAAAAUCAGCUCCUAAACUCACUUCAAAGCCGCCCAAAAGAAGAGCUGGGAAGAAAAAGAAAGGUAAAAAAGACGGCAAGGAAGAUAAAACAGAGGAUAUUUCAUGGACUACGGAAAAAUUUUAUGAGGAAGUGGCAGAAAAAUUUCCCGAAAUGACUUUGUCAACCCUCUUAGCAGCUGAAAAGAAAUUCAUGGAAGCUGAUAAAGACGGAAAUGGGGAAAUUGAUGAAAAAGAACUAGAAACAAUUCUUCAACAAAGUAAUUUGUUAUUUACAAAAUUCCAAAUUAUGGAAAUUAUUCAAUCAAUUGAUGUUGAUGAGUCUAGUACGUUAGACUUCAUGGAGUGUUUAGCGGUCAUUCAUGCAUUGCAACAAAAUCGGAAGACUGCUUUGCCCCAAUCUAUUCAACAAAAUAAAAGUGUUAUAGAGUUGCUUGAAAAAAAGUACGGCGAGAUAGACAAUCGUACACUCAGACAGCGAGGUUUUAUAUAUUUUUUGCAGACAAGAAAAGUUUAUUAA